This is a messenger RNA of Peronospora matthiolae, 738 nucleotides long. The record is from the annotation of a GenBank genome assembly. NCBI's taxonomy places the organism in Eukaryota, Oomycota, Peronosporomycetes, Peronosporales, Peronosporaceae.
AUGGGUGUCAGCCACGUCGUCAGUACCGCUGUCCGGGAAGAAGCAGCAUCGCCCACACAGAACAUCGACCGCCAGACAGAGUCGCCAGUUCCUCUCAUUCUCCUCGACUGGGACGACACCAUUCUGCCCAACACGCACUUGGCCAAGCUCAGUCUCUUUUCAGAAGACGAGGAGUUCGAGCUGCCAGAAGACUGUGUGCCCGUUCUAGAAGAAUUUGCCAAGGAGGUGGAGAAGUUCCUCACGGCGUGUCUUAAGAUCGGUUCGUGCUGUAUCGUUACGAACGGUCUCACUGGAUGGGUCGAGUCCUCUUGCCAGCGCUUUUUGCCCAAUGUCGUGCCCCUACUGGAGCAGAUGACCGUCAUCUCAGCCCGCUCCAACUUUGAGCGUGUGCUCCCGGAUCGUCCCAUUGAGUGGAAGAUUGCCGUCUACCGGGACGUGCUUGCCAAGCGCGGCUUGAAUCAGGAGCCGGCUGUUGAGACCCGCGGUGUGUACGUCGAGCAGCAACAGCGGGAGCCGCAGCAGGUGAUUGCUCUGGGAGAUUCACAGGUGGACCGCUGUGCGAUUCAGUACGUAGCACGACGUUCGCCCCAUACUCAACUCAAGUCAAUCAAGUUACUGGACAAUCCGAGCAUUAUGCAGCUACAGAAGCAGUUGAAUUUGCUCGGCGUUUUUCUCGUGCAGCUCAGUGGACACGACGAGGCACUUGAUCUCGAGUUGUCCAAUGAGAUGCUACAGUAG